CCCACCAUCACCAUCAUCAUUCCUCAAUUUACACCUCAAAAUCUGAUAAAAACCAAAAUUUCACGUCUUUGGUUCCUGACGAAGGGAUUUAUCGUUCCCCAGGUGAGCUGGACUCGUCAUAAGGUCCUCCAGGACCCCCAUCUUCCAGUCUGAAUGUCCACCUGAAGCUGGAGAAGCCCCCACCCCCCUCCAUCAUCUGAUUCUCCCAUCAAUGGCGUCCUAACCUCAAAUGUCUCACGUGUCGCCAACGUGAGUCCCCAACGUGCACCGUACCCUCUAUUGUCGCCAAAAACCCUUCAAAAAUGUAAACUAACGUUCAAUAAACAAUAAACAAUAACAAUAUUACGUUUAAACCCUUUGUAAAGCCCUUUUGUCAUUAAAAAACGUGAUUUUUGGUCGUGAAAAAGUGAUUUUUCGUCGUGAAAAAGUGAGUUUUAGUCGUGAAAAAGUGAUUUUUGGUCCUAAAAAUCAGUGAAUUCCCCAAUAAUGGCAUCACGUGGUGCCCUACGGGACCAAGGGCCCAAGCACCUCUACCCCAAAAGCCUCAUCUUCUCAGUAUUCACAACAGAAGACAUAAAAAACCUGAGUGUCGUCAAGAUCUCAACUCCUUUGUCCUUCAACGUCCUGGGCCACCCCCUCAGAGGAGGCCUCUACGAUCCCUCCCUGGGGCCCUUGAACGAGCAUUCCGAUCCCUGUGGUACCUGCGGUGAAAACAUCUCCACCUGCACAGGACACUUUGGACACAUUGAACUCCCAGUGCUGACUGUGAAUCCUUUGUUCCACAAGAUCGUCUGCAGUCUCAUGAAAUUGUCCUGUCUCCACUGCUACAAAAUCCAAAUCCCAGGGUACGUCAAGCUAAUUCUGUCAGCAAAGCUCAAGCUCAUCAACGAUGGUUUCUACACUGACCUUGAGGAGCUGGAUGGAGAGGUGUCAUCGAUGAUGUUGGACCCUGGACUGGGUCAGGAGGCGCAGACAGAGCUGGCACGUGAAAUUAUCGACGAAUUCAUCACAAAAUUGUACGAAAAAAGGAGAUUCAGGGGUCAAAUGUGUCAGGAUGAUGUCCAGGUGACCACGAAGAACGUCAAUACCCUGUGGCAGACCCAUGUGGAGGCUGUGGUGAAGAUGCACAAGACUGGAAAGGUCUGUCUCUACUGUAAAUUACCUAUUUCCAAGAUGUCGGUGUUCAAGGACAGGAUUAUGCUGUCCAAGUCUGGUGGGUAUGAUGAGGAGCACAGGGGAAUUGCCCAGAAGACGUCGAGUGUCCUGGUGAUGCCGGAUCAGUCGAGAAAGUACAUCAGACGAAUUUGGGAGAACGACAAAGACAUUUUGAAGGUGAUGGUGCCCUGUCUGGAUCAUUUGAACAUUGAAUACCCAGUUGAUGUCUUCUACUUCGAAGUGAUAGCUGUCCUACCCCCAAUUGUCCGCCCCGUCAACUUCCUCGAUGGACAAUUGAUCGAACAUCCCCAGACACAAGUCUACAAACACAUAAUGCAGGACUGUCUUGUCCUCAGAAAUAUCAUCCAAACAAUUCAAGAUGGCGACACCAGCCAACUCCCUGAAGAGGGUAAACUUGUGUUUGAGACUAUUAGGGGUGCAACACCCCUGGAGAAGCUCCACAACGCUUGGUCAGGGCUUCAGGGGAAUGUUGAUCAUCUGAUGGACAGGGACAUGACAAAAACAGCUGAAUCAAUGGUGUGUCAGGGAUUGAAGCAGAUUAUUGAGAAGAAAGAGGGUGCAAUCAGGAUGCACAUGAUGGGAAAACGUGUUAAUUAUGCUGCUAGGUCAGUGAUAACACCAGAUCCUAACCUCAAUAUUGAUGAGAUUGGAAUACCUGAGGCUUUUGCCCUGAAAUUAACGUAUCCAGUGCCUGUGACGCCCUGGAAUGUUGCGGAGAUGAGGGAGUUGGUGAUGAAUGGACCUGAUCAGCAUCCGGGGGCGGUGAAGAUCGAGGGGGAGGAUGGAUUCGUCAGGAGGAUCAAUCCUAAUGACAGAACUAGCAGGGAAGCUAUUGCUAAGAGGCUUUUGACUGAGGGACAUAAGAACGAAAAAUCGGUUCAGGGGAUUAAAAUUGUUCAUAGACAUCUUCAGAAUGGUGAUGUGCUGCUGCUGAAUCGUCAACCGACGCUUCAUAAGCCCUCGAUCAUGGCCCACAAGGCCAGGAUCCUCAAAGGUGAAAAAACCCUUCGACUUCACUAUUCCAACUGCAAAGCCUACAACGCUGACUUCGAUGGAGACGAGAUGAACGUUCAUUUCCCCCAGAAUGAGGUAUCCAGAUCCGAGGGUUAUCACAUCGCCAAUGUCCCCAAUCAGUACCUCGUCCCAAAAGAUGGCACCCCACUGGGAGGUCUCAUUCAGGAUCACGUUAUCUCUGGAGUACGAUUGACAGUUAGAGGUAAAUUCCUUACGAAAGACGACUACAUGCAGCUGGUUUAUGCUGGCCUGUAUGACCACCAGGGGGACAUUCAGAUCCUCCCCCCGACCAUCAUCAAACCCAUCCAGUUGUGGUCGGGUAAGCAGGUGGUGUCCACCAUCAUCAUCAACAGCAUUCCUCGAGGUAAAGCCAGAAUUAAUCUGAAAGCUGGGGCCAAGAUAUCAGCAAAGUCCUGGGAGCAGCAGACCCCCAGGAAGUGGAUCCAUGGAAGAGAGUUCUUGGAUCCCCUGAUGAUGUCCGAGGCAGAUGUCGUCAUCAGAAAUGGUGAACUACUGUCUGGUGUUCUUGAUAAAACUCAUUACGGUGCUACUCCUUAUGGAUUAAUUCAUUGUAUGUACGAACUCUACGGUGGAUUGUGCUCGUCCAAGGUCCUCAGUGCUCUUGGAAAGGUCUUCCAGACUCAUCUCCAAGGAUGUGGCUUCACCCUCGGGAUCGAGGACAUCCUCGUCCUUCCAGAGAGCGACGAAAAACGUCGGAAAAUCAUUGAAAAGUCCAGGAAAAUUGGUGAUGACGUUCAGAAAGCUGCUCUAGAGCUUCCAGAUGAUGCAUCACGUGAUGUUGUCUUGAAGAAAAUGGAGGAGAGCCACUGGGGGAAUAAAAAAUUCAGGGGGUUGAUCGACAGGAAGUACAAGACGUCGUUGGAUCCAUUCACCAAUGAAAUCAAUAAAGUUUGUUUACCUCAGGGGUUGAGGAAGAAAUUUCCUGAUAAUAACCUACAAUUGAUGGUGACAUCUGGAGCCAAAGGGUCCACCGUCAACACCAUGCAGAUCUCUUGUCUUCUGGGACAGAUUGAACUUGAAGGGAAGAGGCCACCGUUGAUGAUAAGUGGAAAGUCACUUCCUAGUUUUCGUCCUUAUGAUUCGUCACCAAGAGCUGGGGGAUUCAUUGAUGGCAGGUUUAUGACUGGAAUCCAACCACAGGAGUUUUUUUUUCAUUGUAUGGCUGGUCGUGAGGGGCUGAUUGAUACUGCGGUGAAGACAAGCAGAUCUGGGUACCUUCAGAGAUGUCUUAUCAAGCAUCUUGAGGGUCUGACUGUUGGGUAUGAUUCAACUGUGAGAGAUUCUGAUGGAAGUCUUGUUCAGAUGGCUUAUGGUGAGGAUGGACUUGAUGUGGCGAAUUCGAGGUUCUUGAGGAAGGAGCAGAUGGAGUUUUUGGUGGAGAAUAGGGGGGCCAUUGUUGAUGAGGUUAUGGUGGAUGGGCUGAAGGGGGAGAGUGAGUGGGGGAGUGUUGUGAAGGUGGGGAAGAGGGUGAGAAAGGGGCGGAGGAGGUGUGGGGGUGGGAAGGGGGUGAGGGAGAGUGGAUUUACGAUUUUUACGAGGGAGAAGGGGAGGGUGAGGACAAAGGGAAGUGUUGUUGAUGGGAGUGUGGGGAGGAGUAAGGGGGCGUUGUCGUUGGUGAGGAAGUGGAGUCGAGCUGGGGAGGAGGUGAGGAAGAUGUAUGAGGAGCGUGUUGUGAGAUGUCCGGACCCUCUAACCUCAAAAUACCGUCAGGACAUUCACUUUGGAGUCCUCACCGAGCACCUGGAGGACCUCAUCGACGAUUACCUCCUCACCCCCAGACCCUACGCCCCAAAAAUCACCAGAAAUCAACUCCACGACAUUCUCUCCUGCAAAUUAAUGAAGACCCUUUGUCCACCUGGUGAAGCUGUUGGUCUCCUCGCAGCUCAAUCAAUCGGUGAACCCUCCACCCAGAUGACCCUCAACACAUUUCACUUCGCUGGUCGUGGUGAGAUGAACGUAACCCUGGGAAUUCCUCGACUCCGAGAAAUUCUCAUGAUGGCGUCCAAGAACAUCAAGACACCCAGUAUGGAGAUACCCUUCAGAACAGACUUGAGGAAUCCCACGAGACAGGCCAACAAAUUAAAAUUAAAAUUAACGAAAUGUGUUUUGUCUGAUGUCGUGAGGUUCAUGAAAAUCGAGAGGAAGAUGUCGACGUGUCCUAGACAGCUCCAGUACACAUUGACAAUUCAAUAUCUACCUCAUAAGAAUUACAAACACGAGUUUAAUGUGACGUCUAGGCAGGUGGUGGAGAAGACAGAGAUAAGUUUCUUCAAGCUGAUGUUCAAGGAAAUAAAAAAAUUGGCGAAGGUUUCAGGUGCUCUGCUGCAUGUUGAAGAGGACAAGAGGAAUCCAGCGCAGGAGGAUUCGUUGAUUGAUGAGGCUGAUGAUGGACAGGUCACCAGGAAGAUGAGCCAGUACUUUGGGGAAGAGCAUGAAUCAUCAGAUGAGGACAUAUCACCUGAAGAUGAGGAUGCUACUGCUGCCAGGAGCAAAGCUAGACACCAGGAGAAUCAGGAAUACGAUGAUCCUGAUGACGAUGACCUCCCUGAUGAUGAUGAUGAUGAUGAGGAACGUCCUGAGGGGUCUGAGGACGUGGUAAACGAUGAUGUGAAUGAGGAAAUUGAUUUUACUGAUCGAGAAGCUGCUGAUCAACGUAAAUUCGAUGUUGUCAGCAUGUACAGCUAUGGUCUGGAGUACGAUUUUGAUGUGGAGAGCUACUCCUGGUGUAGAUUCAAGUUCUGGCUGCCUCUGAAGAUGAUCAAGAUCGAUCUGCCCACGAUAUUGAAGACUGUCGCGGGAAAAGUUGUACUCUGGGAGACGCCUGACAUCAGGAAAGCUUUUACGUUCAGUAAUUCUGAGGGUGAGACUGUCCUGAAGACUGAUGGCAUCAACAUAGUGGAGAUGUUCAAGUAUGACAAGGUCUUGGAUAUCAGGAGAUUGUACUCGAAUGAUAUCUGGGGGAUUUCACAGACUUAUGGGAUUGAGGCGGCGAAUAGGGUGAUUGUUAAGGAGGUGAAGGAUGUGUUCAAGAUGUAUGGGAUUAAUGUUGACUCGAGGCAUUUGUCGUUGAUCGCUGAUUAUAUGACUUUUGAUGGGAGUUUUCAACCGAUGAGCAGGAAGGGAAUGGAAAACUCGGCGUCACCGUUGCAGCAGAUGAGCUUUGAGAGUUCGUUGAUGUUUUUGAAGAAUGCUACGUUGAGAGGUAAACAAGAUGACUUGACAUCACCCUCGAGUCGGCUGAUGCUCGGCCAACCCUGCAAAACCGGCACUGGUGCCUUUGACGUCUUCCUGAACAUGUCAUCAGCCAUAAAAUCAGUGAAAUCGUCAUAUUAAUACGCCAUCUUUGAUUUAUUUGUAAUAAUUGUACAGUUUCCCUCAUAUUUUAUAUAUUUCCCACCAAUAAUAAUAAACAAUAGUUGAUAAACAAUUGUGUUUAUUUAUUAACCUGAUUGUUUGUGUAUAUUUCACAUGGCAAAGUACAUAAAAUCCAUUUUGUUACAGUAAAAUGGUAAAAUAUUCAGAAUUAAAUUGUUCUACUGCUCGAAUUCCAUUUUCUAGUGUUUGUUAAUCGUGAAAAUAUUAAAAACAAUUUGUUGUUCACAUAAACACGACAAUAAACAAUAUGUUCACAACGUGGGAACAAUAAUGCAGUUUACGAUGCGAUUAAACUAUUAAUUUUGUCUUUUUUUUUCGUUAAUUGUGAACGAUUUUUAAGCUUUUCAAUUUUAUUAUUAUUAUUAUAAGGCAUAGUUUAUUUAUAUUGCGAUGUGGCCUAGUUCUGAUGCGCCUGGAUACCUUCCUGGAUUUUUUGAAGACUAGCACCCGAGAACUGGUGGACCUGGAGUAAUAAAUAAUUGAUUAAACAAAAUAAAUAAUGAAUUAACG
Diachasmimorpha longicaudata is the source of this 6096-nucleotide messenger RNA. RefSeq names its product DNA-directed RNA polymerase I subunit RPA1 (gene RpI1). Gene Ontology annotation, cellular component: RNA polymerase I complex. Bases 487 to 5544 code for a protein of 1685 amino acids. Gene Ontology annotation, biological process: DNA-templated transcription. The record is from RefSeq and is a predicted model, not a curated record. Gene Ontology annotation, molecular function: DNA binding. NCBI's taxonomy places the organism in Eukaryota, Metazoa, Arthropoda, Insecta, Hymenoptera, Braconidae. The transcript is spliced from 5 exons.